Molecule: messenger RNA, 1357 nt
Organism: Acanthoscelides obtectus
Lineage: Eukaryota; Metazoa; Arthropoda; Insecta; Coleoptera; Chrysomelidae
Source: the annotation of a GenBank genome assembly
AUGCUAUUUGGUGACGAUUUUGCAGAAACAUGCAAAUCUGCUAAAAACCUGGAGUCAUUAGCAAAGGAACUGAAGUCUACAACGGCAACCAGCUCAAAAAACUUGAAGGGGCAUGCCUCGAGGAACCGGUGGCGGCCAACAGACAACAAGAAGAGGCCCAGAAACCACGCCUCCUAUGGAAGAACCUUACCCUGGGUGCAGCAAUUUUAUCUGGCAAAUCUACUCCAGGAAAAACAUAUCGGAGACUUCAAUAGAAAUUAUUGUUGGAUCCUUUAGCCAAAACACACUAAAACAGUACAAUAGCACAUUUUUAAAAUGGUGGUCAUUUUGUACCGGCAAUACUAAUAUAAUAUUUCAGGCAAACGCACAUAACAUUCUCAAUUUUUUAACCCAGGAGUUUGAAAAGGGAGCAACAUUCACAACAAUUAAUACACAUAAAUUUGCUCUAAAUUUGCUAUCUGAAGCUGGAAAAUCUGUAGAGGUGGAGCGAUUUAUAAAAGGAGUUUUCAAGGCAAGGCCAUCUUUCCAAGGUAUGAAGAGAUCUGGGAUCUUUAUCCGGUAUUGGAAAUGCUUGAGAAAUUACAUCCUUUAGAAUCUCUGGACCUAACAAACCUGUCAGUUAAGCUAGUCUUAUUACUUGCCCUUGGAACAGCUCAAAGGGUCCAAACACUAGCAAAAAUAAAGUUGAGCAACAUACUUUCCUCAGAAGACGGACUUAAAAUCAUGAUUACCGAUAUAUUGAAAACGUCAGCACCCAAGACGCCACAACCGGUAUUGAUAUUUCCCUUUUUUAAGGAGAAACCAGAACUUUGCAUAGCGACUACAAUUCUUCAUUAUAUAAAACGAACAAAACUAUCCCGAAAGAGUGAAAACUCUCUUAUAUUAACUGUAAAGAAACCCCAACAUCCUGCGACGACACAGACAAUAAGUCGUUGGAUAAAAUAUGGAUUGGGAAAAAUUGGAGUAGACAUAAAUAAAUUUAAAGGUCAUAGUACUCGCCACGCAUCUUCCUCGGCCGCUUUCAAAACUGGAUUGAAUAUUGAAAUUAUAAGGAAAUCAGCUGGUUGGACUGAAAAGUCAAGCUCUUUUGCUAGGUUCUACAAUAGACCGGUAUCUGCCAAAGAAACACCAUUUGCGUGUUACAUAGAAACAUUAACAAAAUCGUAAUGCGUAAUGUGCUUUAAUCCACGAAUUAGAAUUAAGUAUCUAUUUUCCUAUUUACAGUUUUAGCAAUUUCAUUCUGUUUAUAUACCAUAUACCUUAAUUCGUAAUUAAAUUAGAAUAAGUUAUACUAUUUUCUGUCAAAAUUGCUCGAAUAAAUUCUAGUAGCAAAUUGUGCUUGGUUAUGUUUCAAUAU